CCCACAUGUGUUCAGUUUGUUUAUAACGUGUGGAGCCUUCAGGUGACCGGACACUCAACUGUCCAGAUCCAGAACCAGAACCAGAACCAGAACCAGAACCAGGACCAGAACCAGGACCAGGACCAGGACCAGGAUCCGUCCUGAAGUUCAGCUGAAGCGGAUUUACUGAGAGAGCCACAGAGAGCCAGAUCGUCAGCUGCAGCCCAGAGUGUGAUGUGACCAGCUGCUUCGACCUUCUUCCAUCUAUCUCAGUGAAGAUCAAUCAGAGAUGACAACAGUAUUUGCGGCUGCCCUGCAGGCAGCAGGAGGACUCAGGGCCAGAGGGAUGAAGUCUCUUCAGAUACUGACAGUCUGUCUCCUUCCGCUGCUGUGGCUGCAGCCUGCGGACUCCAGCAGUGCACCAGAAGCCAAAGCCUGGAGCCAAACCGGACCACGGCUGCAGCUCUCCCACUCAGAUCUGAGGAAUGGUUCGGCUGUGUUCUGGGAGGCCGGCGUCAGCGGUGGAUACCAGGCCCUGCUGUUGGACGAGGAUCAAGGAUGGCUGUUGGUCGGAGGGAAAGACCACAUUUACCUGCUGAGGCCCGACAGCUUGGAUCUGCCCACACGUACAGUCUACUGGCCAGCUGCCAGAGAACAUGUGGAGCACUGCAGGCAGGCAGGGAAAAGUUUGGAGACUGACUGUGCCAACUUUGUGCGGCUGCUGCAGCCUUUCAAUAAAACCCAUGUUUAUGCCUGUGGCACUGGAGCCUUCCAUCCACAGUGUACAUACCUGCACUUAGGACACAACACAGAGGAGCUGUCGUUCACGCUCUCUCAUACGAUGGAGUCGGGCAGAGGGAAAUGUCCCUUCAGUCCCAGGGAGCCGUUCACUGCCAGACUGACUGAUGGAGAGCUUUAUGCAGGAACUUCGGUUGACUUCAUGGGAGCCAAUGCUGCAAUCUUCCGUACGUCUGUUCAGGGCAGCAGUCAGCAUUACAUCCGGACUGAAGCCUACGAUCACAACUGGCUCAAUGAGCCGGAGUUCGUGGGUUCUUUCUCCAUCCCGGACACUCACAGUCCGGACGACGACAAGGUCUACUUCUUCUUCAAGGAGCGUGCGGUGGAGGCCGGACAGUGGGACAAGAGGGUGUACAGCCGCGUGGCUCGAGUCUGCAAGAAUGACGUAGGGGGGAAGAGGAGUCUGAUCAACCGUUGGACCACCUUCCUCAAAGCCAGGCUGGUCUGUUCUGUCCCCGGUCCGUCUGGAGUUGACACGCAGUUCGAUGAGCUCGAGGACAUCUUUGUUCUGGAGACCAAGGACCCUCAAAACCCGACCAUCUACGGAGUCUUCAGUACAUCCAGCUCUAUAUUUCGGGGUUCAGCAGUGUGCGUGUUCUCGAUGGCGUCGAUCCGUGCUGCUUUCAACGGGCCGUUUGCUCAUAAAGAAGGUCCCGACUAUCGCUGGGUGGAGUACAAGGGCCGCAUCCCAUACCCGAGACCUGGCACUUGUCCCAGUGAGACCUACGACGCUCUCCACAAGUCCACCAAGGACUUCCCGGACGAGGUGGUGAGCUUCAUGCGGCAGCACCAGCUGAUGUGGGAGCCCAUCCUGCCUCUGGGCGGCAGACCCAUCUUGACCCGGGUCAACGCGGCCUACAUGUUAAAGAGGGUCGUAGUGGACAGGGUGGACGCCGAGGACGGACCUUACGAUGUCCUACACCUGGGCACAGAUGAUGGGAAGGUGGUGAAAGCAGUGUCAGUCAUCAAAGACAACUGGGACACAGAGGAGAUCAUUCUGGAGGAGAUGACUGUCUUCCAGAGUCCCACUCCCAUCCUGAGCCUGGAGCUGUCUACCAAGAGACAACAGCUGUAUGUGUCCAGUGAGCUCGGUGUGGCCCAGCUGGGGCUCCAGAGGUGUGAGUUAUACGGGGCCGACUGCGCUGAGUGCUGUCUGGCCAGAGACCCCUACUGCUCCUGGGACGGACAGACCUGCUCCAGAUUCUUCCCCACCAGCAAGAGGCGGGCGCGGAGACAGGAUGUAAAGUACGGAGACCCCUGGAGUCAGUGCCCAAUCACAGAGGACGAUUCGGACUCUGUGGAGGUGAAGUUGGUGUAUGGCGUGGAGGGAAAUUCAACCUUCCUGGAGUGUGUUCCUCGGUCGAAGCAGGCUGAGCUCAGGUGGACGGUGCAGCACACAGAGAGCCGGCAGCAAACACUCAGUCACACACAAGAAAGCAGAGAGCUCCCUCAGAGCGAUGACCACCGCUCCCUCCACAUGAAGCAGGGGUUGCUGGUUCAACAUCUGGAGCUGGCGGACGCAGGCCUCUACACCUGCGCCAGCCACGAGCACUCCUACAGCCAGGUCCUGGCCCGAUACCGCGUUCACAUUAUCCCCAACAACAGCCUCCACCCGACGCGCCACCAGCAGAACCACAGCCCGAACAACCCAAACCCUGCGGCCCUCGGGAAGGUCACAGGGUUUCUCGGCCAGUCGGGGCCCCCUCAGUCGCCGCCUCUGCUGCCGGGACACCGGAACUCGUGGCUGCUGCCCCAACAUCCCCAGCAGCUUCCUCUGAGGAGCUUCAAAGACCUGCACAUGGUGGGGACCAACAGUCUGAGUGUGGACGAGUACUGUGAGCAGCUGUGGUACCGCGAGAAGCGUCGGCAGCAGAAGCUCCGCACCCUGAAGCUGAAACAGGAGAGCAGGAAAGCCCGGGUGAGGAGGAACAACCCUCCUGAGGUUCCCCUCUAGUCCACCUGGAGGACAGAGACUGCCUAUGGACAACAGAUCCUGUACAUGCAGGGGACAAGGAAAGGUUUCAUCAAGAACGUUUGCUUUUUGAGCAAAUAAUGCCAGCUGAUAGUGACACCAACUAUAUUUGCCAUUAAAGACUGACAGAAAUAAAAAAGGAAUAGUUUAGUAUAUCCUGAAUAUUUAGUAGAAUAUGUAUAUUAUUCACAACAUUCAUCCUCCUCAUGGCUCCAAGCUUCAGGUAAAACUGAAAAUGUUAUUUUGUCACUUAAAAUUCAGACUAGCGAGGUGGCAUCAUGUCUGAAUGAUAAAUCAGCUCUCCUCAGAAUCACAAAUGUGCCAAGUAUUGAGUGUAUAACGCAUUUAAGAAUGCAUGUUUUGUUUCUGUAUUAUCUGCCCAUCUGACCAGAAGCCAGUGGACACAUUAAAUCAUAUUUGAUUUACGUGAUGUCAGCUUAUGAACUGUCCAAGCUACCAUAUGUUGUGGCUCCUAGUUUGUUGCUUUUGCUAAAAUAAAAAAAUUUAAAUAUCCUAGUUAUCUAUCUGAACUAACUAGCUUAGCAAUCCCAAAACCUGUUUAGGCAAACUGCUCUGAGUUUAAAGGUUAUAUAUAUGAAAUUGGCCACUGGAUGACGCACUAGAGCAGCAUCUCAGACCAAAGCAAUGGGACAGAAAUGAAAUAAAACUCACCAAAAUCAACUUUCCAUAGUCUUUACAACAAUCCCCAACACUAGUUUGGUUGAAAUAAACUCUUAAUUAAAUUAGAUGUGACAGUAUUUGUAAAAAGGGAACAGUAAGCUAACUGCCCCCGUCAAAGUGCGUUGUUGUUGCCACUGACAGGCUCAGGUUGUUCUUCUACAGGGAUAGACCUUUAGUUUAACCAGAAAUAAUGUCACUAUGACUGUCCACCAGACUCCAUGGACAAAAAAGGUCAUUUUACUUCACAUAUCAUCGUAAUAUCAUAAGGUCAUUCAAAGUGGACAGAAACAGAAUAAAACUCAUUAAAACCGUCUCUGUUAGUGUUUCCAACAAUCACCUGGUGAUUCACCGACGUAGAUGAUAAAAACAGCAGUUUCAGUCGAAGGCAGGACUGGUGUGAAACCAAACCAACAGAGAGGCUGCGAUACAACACAAAGCUCCAAAAGCCCCAUAUUAAAUAUCUAACUUUACAGCAGAAAUAAACACGUUUACAGAGACUUUUGGUCUCUGUAGCUAAUUACCCCCUUCAUGACAACUGUACAGGGGGUGAACUCACCUGUUUAAAUUAGAUUAGGGUUUAAAGUUAUACAUAAUUUAGGACAUGGCUGUUUUCAGUAACCAGGGUUCAUUCGGGUCUCCUCAGCUCCACCUCUUUGUCCAUAUUUGGAGUCAGGGCAGCCAAGAUGUCGACUGACAGAGAAACCUCUGGGUGACGCCAUAAAGACUACUUCCAUUUUUAUUUAUACAGUCUAUACUCAGGAUGCCAUCACUCCACUAUACUGUAUCUUUACAUAGCAAAU
This is a messenger RNA of Morone saxatilis (striped sea-bass), 4230 nucleotides long. Its product is annotated as semaphorin-3D. NCBI's taxonomy places the organism in Eukaryota, Metazoa, Chordata, Actinopteri, Moronidae. Gene Ontology annotation, biological process: negative chemotaxis; neural crest cell migration; axon guidance. The coding region runs from base 269 to 2731 and encodes 820 amino acids. The record is from RefSeq and is a predicted model, not a curated record. Gene Ontology annotation, molecular function: semaphorin receptor binding; chemorepellent activity. The transcript has 18 exons.